GUACUGUGAGGAGCUGAAUGAGAAGGUCCGGCUGCUGUACCGUCUGCACAUCCCACCAGCUCUGACAGAAAGUGAGGAUGACCCCUCUCUGAUGAAGAGCCCCCUGGUGUCCACAAACAGACCGCUCUUUGUUAAUCUGCCGUCAGCCGUCAUUGAAACUGCUGUUCCAGAUGUUGAAGGAGAAGUGAAGGACUACCAGGAGCAGCUGAAGCAGAUGCUGAAGGAUCUGGUCAAGCAGAGAGAGAAAGAUGUGGAGAAGCCUCUGCCGCUCAUGAACCAGCGUGAGUUCAUCCAGUUUUGUAAGACGCUCUACAGCAUGUUUCACGGCGACCUGGUGGAGAACGACCUCUUCCAGGCCAUCGCCACGGUUACCAGCCUGGUGCUGCAGAUCGGAGAGGUGGAACAUCGGAGACACAGCUCAGAGGGGUCGGAGGUCAGCGCAGAACAAACCCCCGAGGAUGCUGGGAGUUCUUCGUCGGACAGCGAUUGGACGGUCAGCUACGCUCAGAUUCUGGCGUCGCUGCUCACCGAACAGGCGCUGGUGAACUUCUUCGAGAAGCCCGUGGAUCUGUGUGCAAAAAUCUCACAGGCCAAUCAGAAGCAGUACGAGCAGCGGGCCGGAUUACUCACUCUGCAGCAGGGGAGGUGACCCAAUGUGAGCCAAAUAAUAUCAGUAUCACCGGACAGGAAGAUGCAGAGUGCUAGAGAUACCUUUGACAUUACAAUUUAUAGUAUGACUGAACUGUAACUGACAACAGGAAGGAGGUUUUUCCAGUUUUCCCAAAGUACGUAGAGCCAAAAGAGACAAUUUAUUACGCAGCAGGCCACAAGAUGGUCGACUCGCUGCAGAAAUAUCAGUAAAAAGAUCCUUUUGUGCCUGGAUCAAUUCUUGUUAGACGGAUGACCCGAAUGUGAGGCGAGACGCGGACAAUUAUCACUAUCACUGGACAGGCAGGAAGAUAAAGAGCCCUAGAGAUACCUGUGAUAUUAAAAUCAAUAGUCGGACUGAACUGUAACUGACAACAGGUUCUGUUCCAGUUUCCCCAAAGUACUUCGAGACAAAAAAGACGCAGCAGGCCACGAGAUGGUCGACUCGCUGCAGCAACAUGAGUAAAAAGAUCCUUUCGUGCCCGGAUGAAUUCUCGUUAUUGCCUUUUGACGUCACUGAUGAUGCAGCCUCUAUAAAGUGUUGUGUUAUAUGAACAGUGUACGGUGCUCGUCAUUUUGUGUUUUUUGUGCCUUGUUAAAUUCACACGUUUGCCUUUUCACGUCACCAUAAAGAUGCCUGCAGUUAAACUGUGAUGUAGGCUCAUACUCUGCCACCACUUUCUAAUAAAGAAGCUUUUAUAAAGUGUGUUAUGACUAAUGACUUCAAUGCCAGGCUGUGAAACAGAUUUAGUGAUCAAUUCAAUGUCAAGUUAAAUAACAAUGUAAUUAAUAAAGGGUUAAGUUAAUACAUUAAAUAGAAGUCCUUAAUUCUAAAUGAAUAUGUUGUUAAUAAAUUCAUUGAUUCUGAUUAAUA
This is a messenger RNA of Gymnodraco acuticeps, 1522 nucleotides long. Its product is annotated as TBC1 domain family member 8-like. The coding region runs from base 92 to 649 and encodes 185 amino acids. Lineage: Eukaryota; Metazoa; Chordata; Actinopteri; Perciformes; Bathydraconidae. The record is from RefSeq and is a predicted model, not a curated record. The transcript has 4 exons.